CCAGAGUCAGCCGACGGGCGGAACCAUGCCUCUUGCAGCCUUAGGUGUCACCUGUUGGUCCAGGCGCGAGCCUGUGCCCAAGAGGACAUGCCGUUGGAGCUCCCUGUGAACGCUGGCAGGAGGAACGCCGGAGCUGCCUGCGAAAAUUAUCCGAUAAAGAGAAAUAUCCCUAGGAUGGACUUUCUGGUUCUCUUCUUGUUCUACUUGGCUUUAGUGCUGAUUGGUGGCGUUAUGAUUUGCAUUUGCUCGAGAACCCAUUACCUGAAAGGCCUGGUCCUGAGAAGCACACAGGUAUUUUCCUAUAUAAUUCCAGAAUGCCUUCAGAGAGCAGUGCUAAGGUUGCUCCACCAUCUCUUUCACACACGAAACUACACCUUCAUUAUCUUGCACCUCGCCUUGCAAGGAAUGGUGUAUGCUGAAUAUACCUGGGAAAUAGUGGGCUACUGUCGAGACCUGGACUUCUCCUUAUGUUACCUCCUGCUGCCUUACCUGCUGCUGAUGGUAAACCUGGUGUUUUUCACUCUGAGUUGUGUGACCGACCCUGGUACCAUAACAAAAGCCAACGAAUUAGUACUUCUUCAAGUUUAUGAAUUUGAUGAAGUCAUGUUCCCAAAGAACGUGAGGUGCUCUACUUGUGAUUUAAGGAAGCCAGCACGAUCCAAGCACUGCAGUGUGUGUAACCGGUGUGUGCAUCGUUUCGACCAUCACUGUGUUUGGGUGAACAACUGCAUUGGGGCCUGGAACACCAGGUACUUCCUCGUCUACCUCCUGACGUUGACCGCGUCCGCGGCCACCAUAGCCAUUGUGAGCACUGUGUUUCUGGUCCGGGUGGUGGUGUUGUCAGACUUGCACCUGGAGACUUACGUUGAUGACCUUGGACACUCCCAGGUUAUGGACACUGUCGUUCUUGUCCAGUACCUGUUCCUGACCUUCCCAAGGAUUGUCUUCUUGCUGGGCUUUGUCUUGGUGCUGAGCUUCCUCCUGGGAGGCCUUCUGUGCUUUACUCUCUACCUGGCCGCCACCAACCAGACUACGAACGAGUGGUACAGAGGUGACCGGGCCCGGCACCAGCGUUGCUCCCGUGCGGCGGGGGCCCCGUCAGCAGAGCCCGAGGUCUACCAGAACAUGCACUCCCACGGGCUUUGGAGCAACCUGGGAGAGAUCUUUGUACCUGCUGCUGCACAGGAUGAGAAAAAGAAGAAAUGAGGACAGGAAGAGUGUUACUGCCUUUUAAAUAUAGUGUACAUAUAUUUAUGCAUA
This is a messenger RNA of Pteronotus mesoamericanus, 1260 nucleotides long. It is a transcript of the gene ZDHHC4, whose product is annotated as zinc finger DHHC-type palmitoyltransferase 4. The record is from RefSeq and is a predicted model, not a curated record. The transcript has 7 exons. Gene Ontology annotation, biological process: peptidyl-L-cysteine S-palmitoylation; protein targeting to membrane. Lineage: Eukaryota; Metazoa; Chordata; Mammalia; Chiroptera; Mormoopidae. Gene Ontology annotation, molecular function: protein-cysteine S-palmitoyltransferase activity. The coding region runs from base 88 to 1206 and encodes 372 amino acids. Gene Ontology annotation, cellular component: endoplasmic reticulum; Golgi apparatus.